Molecule: messenger RNA, 3920 nt
Organism: Acanthoscelides obtectus
Lineage: Eukaryota; Metazoa; Arthropoda; Insecta; Coleoptera; Chrysomelidae
Source: the annotation of a GenBank genome assembly
UAUUUCACAUUCACCAACUUUACUCUACACAUACUUCGUUAUAAUGUAUACGUGUAGUAAGUGUGGAAAAAACUUUACGCGGUCGGAUAAUUUACACCGCCAUGCAAGAAAUAUUUGCAAAAUAGAACUUGAAUCCUACCAGUCAAGCUAAGAAAAUCAAGCUGGACAGCUCACCUGAAAACAUGAUUUGUCCAUGCUGUAACAUAACGCUUCUGAAAAACCGAAUGACCACCCACACAAGAACAUUACAACAUAGAACAAAAUCAGCUGUGCCAAUGAGUGAUGGUGUAAGACUUAUCUACAGUGCAUUCAGAUGCAGAAUUGCCAGUUACAGAUUCAGUGCAACAGAUGCAUAUAUCAACUUUCAAGACUUUUUCCGCAACAUCCAACAAAAUGUGCUUGAUGUUAUAGAAGAGAAGCUUCUAGUAUAUAAAGCGUUGAAGGUGAAUAUGGAGGUGUUUGGAAAAUAUGUGUUACAAAGCAAAUAUGUCGAUACAACCAACAAAGUAAUAGAUAUGGGAGUAGAUCUACCUAUUGUUUACAAGCAUUUCACUGACGAGAUUAUAUCACAGUCAUCGGAGUUUGAUGAAAAGGAUUCUGGAUGGGCCAUAGAAACUGUUCUGUUUGCUGAAGUGUAUAUAAAUAAGUUUUCACCAUUUGGAGGACCAUCUUUCAUCAAGUUGCCACAUUUUAUCGAGAAAAAGAAGGCAAUUAUCAACGUUUAAAAUAAAGAUGAGUAUUGUUUCGCUUGGGCUGUGACAUCUGCACUGAUGCCAGCUCACGCUCACGCAUCACAAACAUCUUCCUAGCCGCACUUCUCUACAUUCCUGAAUGUUGAUGGUAUGACAUUUCCAGUUAAUCUUAAAGACAUUUCAGUGUUUGAAAAAAUAAUACUAUAUCCAUCAAUGUUUAUGGGCUCGAAAAGAUAAAUAAGAAUGGUAAUAUUACUUAUGAAGUAGUAGGAACAUUGAGAUAUGCUCAAAAGAAGUUAAAAUUUCAUGUUAAUCUACUGUAUUUAACCGAUGAUAAAGGAAACGGUCACUAUUGUUGGAUAAGGGAUCUUUCACGAGUAGUUUCACACCAGAUAAGUUUAAAUGGACAUAAGAAAUAUUUCUGUGAUGGUUGUCUGUUACGUUUUUCAUCUGAAAAGUUUCUUGAUAUCCAUCAAAGAAAUGAUUGUGACCAUGUUUACACAAAAACCCCUACUGAGAAAUUACGAACUGAUGAAUAUGGUAAACAGGUCCCAGAAAACAUAAUUAAAUUUGAAAAUUUUGAAAAGCAAAUGCCAGUACCUUUUGCCUAUUUUGAAUCUCUAUUAAAACCUAUUGAUAGCUGUGAACGAAAUCCAGAACAGUCUUACACAAGUGAAACCCACAUACAUGAACCAUAUACAUUUUCAUAUUUAAUCAGAUCAUCGUUUGAUUCAGAGGUGGUAAAGUUUGCUUUGUAUCGGGGUAAAUACGCUUCUAAAAAAUUCAUUACGGAAUUAGAAGCAGAUUUGAAAUUCCUUUAUUUCAAAUAUAUGAAGGAUGUAACUCCAAUAAUUCCUUUAACAUCGGAUGAGCAAAAUGAAUUUGAUAUAGCUACAACCUGCAAUAUUUGUGAGAAACCAUUUUUAGGAGAAGAUAUAAAAGUCCGCGAUCAUUGUCACAUAACGGGUAAAGUAAGAUCCGGUGCUGCACAUUCCAAAUGUAAUUAAAAUUUCAAGCUACCAAACUACAUACCUAUUAUUAUGCAUAAUCUGAGUGGGUAUGUCUGUCAUCUAUUUAUCAAACAAUUAUCUUCCCAUGGAGAUAAUAUAGAUGUUGUAGCACAAAAUAAGGAAAAGUAUAUCUCAUUUUCAAAAAGUCUAUAUAUGCAUGAUUAUAUCGAUAAAAGUGGUACAGUAAAAAAAAGUUCAUAAAAAUGAGGUUUAUUGACAGUUGUCGCUUUUUACCGGGAUCCUUACAGGCGUUAUCAGAGAGUUUGAAUGAUGAGGAUUUCAUUGAGACUAAAAAGUACUUUACUGAUCCAAGGGUGUUUAAUAUGAUGAGACAGAAAGGCGUCUUUCCAUACAGUUAUCUUGAUAAUUCGAGAAGUUCGAGCAGAAAAAUCUUCCAUCCAAAAGAGAGUUUUAUGAUAAUUUGAACGAUGAAGAUAUAUCUGAAGCAGAGUAUCAACGAGCAAAUGCUAUUUGGAAAACUUUCACCUGUAAGAAUCUAGGUGAAUACUCAGAUGUUUAUUUGCGGACGGAUGUCUUACUGUUAUGUGAUGUGAUUGAGAAGUUCAGAAAUAACAGUUCGAACAUUUAUAAGAUUGAUCCAGCGCAGUAUUAUACGAGUCCUGGAUUAUUCUGUGAUGCGAUGUUGAAGUUUACCCGUGUAAGUUUGACUCUUUUAAUAGAUAUUGAUAUGAUACAUUUUUUAAAAAAGGUAUUCGCAGUGGUAUAAGUCAGUGCAGUGAUAGAAUGCAUGAGGCAAAUAAUAAAUAGUCACCAAACUACAAUCCAUCCAAAGAAUCCACGUUCAUAGCAUAUCUUGAUGCGACAAACCUCUACGGUGACUCAAUCUCAUCGCUUCUUCCUACAGGAAAUUUUGAAUGGAUGAAUGACGGGGAAAUGUCCGCAUUUGAAUUAGAAAACGUGGAAGAACACGGUGAAGAUGGGUAUGUUUUACAAUUUGAUGUGCGGUAUCCUGAAAGCUUACACGAUUCCCACAUCAACCUUCCCUUUCUGGUAGGAAGUAUGAUCCCACUUAACGCUAAGACGAAAAUUCCUAAACUAAUACCAAACUUAUACGAUAAAAAAAGUAUGUUGUACAUUAUCCCGUGCUUCAACAAGCCAUAAAGUACGGUUUGCAAGUAACCAAAAUCCACAGGGUCCACAAAUUCAAGCAAUCGUUAUGGUUGAAAGAAUAUAUUGACCUUAAUGCAUCGAUGAGGAAUAAAACAAAAAAUAAAUUUGAGAGGGACUUUUAUAAGUUACUUAAUAAUUGCAUUUUUGGCAAAUCUUUAGAGGACGUUUUCAAUAGAAGACUAAUUAAACUUAAAACCCAUUGGGAAAAUUUACGCAACAACAUUGGUGGGGAGCCUUAAUAGCGCGUCCAAAUUUCAAAAGUUGUUCCAUAUUUCACGAAAAUUUAGCAGCAGUUCACUUAGGAACCUUGAACGUGUGUUAUUUCAAACCGAUAUAUCUAGGAUUUUGUAUAUUAGAAUUAUCAAAGAUGUAAUGUAUGAAUUCUUCUACGGAUUCCUCAAAAGUCAUUUCCAUGAUAAAAUAUAUAUGUUGUAUUCUGACACUGAUUCGCAAAUUCUAAAAAUACUCACCGAGGAUUUCUAUGAGUUCAGUAGGAAUCAUAUCAAUGAAUUUGACACAUCGAAUUAUGAGAACAAUGAAUUCAAUAUUCCAGUGAAUCAUUCGAUCCUCGGUAAAAUGAAGGAUGAGUUUCUAGCGGAUCCAAUAAUUAGCUUUUAUGGGACGGGUGCAAAAUAUAUAUUAGGUCAGUUAAAAGUGAAAUGAAAAAGGCAAAGGGCGUUAAGAAGUCUGUGAUACGGAAGCAGCUAUCUGGGAGUGACUAUAAGAGAAUAAUCGAAGUAGGUUGGGGGGGGGGGGGGGUAAUUGAGAAAGAUGCAUACUUUUAAAAGCAAAUUACAUGAUGUGUUGAUGUGUAUACGAGGUGAAAAAUAAGGUUGCGAUAGCACAUCAUGAUGAUAAAAGGUUCAUUAUUCCUAACACCACAAAAACUUUACCUUGGGGACACUCUGACAUUGAGUUUUACCAGACUGACCCCUCGUUGAAUGUUAAACAUGCUAUAGGUGCAAUCAAUGAUAUUGCAGAAGGCAUUUUUCCUGAAAAUGGUAAUAUUAAUAAAAUUAAUGUUAGAGGAAGUUUGUAAGUAUUAGAUUUACGUUACGUCAAGCCUGUACAGGUAAAUAAAAGCAAC